AUGUCUUUGAAUACCAGAAGGUCCCAGGCAGAUAGCGAUGUAGAUUAUAUCAUAAAUGCUCUGCAAAGAGCUAAUUUCAAUGGCGGUGCUCAAGGAAUCUCAAGCAAUCUUCUGUACUAUUUGCCAAGAAUACGCAGAAUGUCGAAGCUGGAGAACCUCGUAGAGUCGGUAUUAGAAUCCAAACUGUGGUCAACGGCUCUUAAUGGUAACUUUUCGAUCCUGCAAGAGAUGACAGAGGCGAUCUUCUCUUGGAAGCUAGAGAUUUCCGAACCAGCAAUUAGUAUUAGUGAAUUUUACGAAGUUUGGGACGUCGCCAUAAAAAGGUGUCAAACGUGGACAAUUGCUCAACUGGCCAUUCUUUGUGGAGCAUUGUGCACUAAAUCAAAGUUCGAAAGUUUACAAUCGAAGUUUUUUCUAGAUGAUGGCGGCUUGGUCGCUCAAAAGUAUAUUAUGUGGAAAGAACGAAUAUUUAUUCCCGUGUGGCGGCAACUAUUUGUAAAGAGCUUGGACCACCCAGAGGAAGCUGAGCAGCUGGCGAUAUUUUUAACUCGAAUUUUUGAACCUAAUGAUUUGAAGCGCGUUCCGGCCGAUCCCUUAACAAAUGUUUUGAUGAAACUGUCGCUAUCUUACGUUAGAAACCCUCAAGUCAGCACACCAACCGUGUCAAAGAGCCUAAGCCAUAUUGCUAAGACGCUUGAGGUUGUAUUACCAAUUGUGGGGCCCCAAUUGGUAACGCAGGCUUUGGACUUGAUCUGUGUGAUAUGCUUCGAGCUGUCGCAAAAGGAGUUACUCGCGCCUCAGGCAAAUUAUUCCUCACAAGUACACUCGAAUCAGCUCCUAACUACGAUUCUAAUUUUCCGUGGCUGUAUAUCUCGUGGAAGAGUACCGCUUCAGUGGUAUCGCCAGGUUGCCAUUUCGCUUUUCUACCUCAACUACAUUGUGCAAGAUUUUGGAAAAGUGGGUUUCGAUUCAUACGAAUACAUUUACGACGUUUGCGCAACAGGAAUUAUGCAAGACUUCGCUCAGUAUAGUGGAUACCUUGAAGUUAUGCGAGGUAAUAUAUGGGAUUCGCAAAUAAACAACGCAGUAAACAGUAGCAGGAUACUUUACUUACUAAACUUCAUGGAAUCUACGUUGACUCAAAUUAAAGUAACGCCCGCUUUUCUAGAAAAUUUUAUCGUCCCGGUACUAUCGCACUUCGGAAAAUCCUCGAAUACAGCAAUCUGCGAGGCAGCGUACGCUGCACAUUUAUCGCUUUAUUCCAAUCACUUUUCUGGGAGGGCGCUUCAAGUUUGGAAAACAAGCCACUGUCGGGACUUUUUGAACGUGUCUACAACGCAAUAUCUUAACGGCAUUCUUUCAUCUACCCAACUAGUUCAUAUUUACUGUGCCAUCGCGGAGGAGCUUCCAACGUUGCGUCAGAUUAACAAUGACAUAUCUCGCGAAGUAAUGCAGUUCACAUACCUACGUGUCGUGAACUCUGGCGGUGAAUCACCACAGGUAGUUGCGACAUUGAUACAAUGUUUAAUUAAACAGUUGCCGCACAUCGGAGAGCAAUAUCUUGUGGAUUGGCUAGAAAACUGUGUGGAAUUAAUCCGUCUGUGUCCCUCAGAAAGAGACAGGAUUUUGGAUAGCAUAUGGGCGGAGGUCACGUCGGCGGGGAUAAGCAACCGCGGCUUGACAUGGUUCUUGAACAUGCAAUCAAAGCUUUGA
This is a messenger RNA of Lachancea nothofagi CBS 11611, 1713 nucleotides long. The record is from the annotation of a GenBank genome assembly. NCBI's taxonomy places the organism in Eukaryota, Fungi, Ascomycota, Saccharomycetes, Saccharomycetales, Saccharomycetaceae.